Molecule: messenger RNA, 3605 nt
Organism: Silurus meridionalis
Lineage: Eukaryota; Metazoa; Chordata; Actinopteri; Siluriformes; Siluridae
Product: protein mono-ADP-ribosyltransferase PARP12-like
Exons: 12
Coding region: 192-2915 (907 amino acids)
Molecular function (GO): NAD+ poly-ADP-ribosyltransferase activity; metal ion binding
Source: RefSeq, a predicted model, not a curated record
UACAUUACAUUUAUUUCCUCAUUCCUGACUCUCAGUCGCCGCCUAUACGAGUCACUGAACGAGGCAGUAAACGAAUCUGAACCAACCAUUUUUAGGAACCGAGUCAUCAGAUUCGACUCACUAGGACGAAACGAAACUACCAGCUUUUUUCCUGAACUUCGGGAAAAGCAGAAACAGGACAGGAGUCAGUCAUGGAGUCAGAAGAGGCUGGUGAUCAGUAUUUCUCGGCACCAGGUGAACAGAAGGAGCUGGAGGAUGUGUGUGAUGAGGUCUGUAAGCUCCAAUUUAACGAGACGGAAGGUGAGACAGAGACAUUUGUGCUAAUAGAAGAGGACAGUGAAAGACAGUGUAUUAAGACCAACCUGAGAUUGUGUAGGACUGAGGGCUGUGAAGGCUGUAAGAACCUUCACCUGUGCAAAAGCUACCUGUUUGGAGAGUGUCCAUGUGACAACGAAAGAGACGAGUGUUUAUUCAGCCACGAUCUCUAUUCAGAGCACAACGUCGGCGUUCUUUGCCAACACAAACUGCUGGAACUGGACUGCGAUGAGUUGUGCGUUACACUUCUGCAAAACGACACCACGUUAUUGCCUCAAGUGUGUUCGGCGUAUAACGAGGGUGGCGGCGAGUUCGGAAACUGCCCCAAAGCAGGAUCCUGUAAACAUCUCCACGUCUGCGAGGACUACAUCAGAGGAACGUGUGACGGCUGCAGCAGAUGCCACGAUUUAUACGAGCCUCACCCGGCGAAGACGUUGCAGGACAGUGGCGUGCCCGGUCAGCUGAUGGACGUUUUAUUGUUGAUCUAUAAGAACAUGCUCACCAUCGCAGACAUGAACAAACCCAACAUUUUCAGCAGAACAUCAGAGAAAUGGAUUUGUCUUCUCCACUUCCGAAAUUCCUGCGACGUGGAAAGCACGUGCGAGGAUGCGCAUUUCUUCUUGCCUUAUAAAUGGGAGGAGAGAAACGGACCAGGUUGGGAUCUUCUCCCUGAUCAUGAGGAAGUAGAGAAAGCGUUCUGCGAUCCCGCUAACACGCACAGUCUCGGCAUCGUACCCGUACACUUCGACACAAUGACUCGAGGUUGUCUAGAGGUUCGCCGUCUCUCCACCAUUUCAGCAGUUCUGGAUCCCAGCUUCGCCCUCACUACAACAUGGAUCUGGUACUGUGAGAAGGAAGAUGGGACCUGGGUCCAGUACGGAUCAUCAAAAAAAUCGCACGAUAUGAGUUCCAUCACCAGUGAGAACCUGGAAUGGAAAUACCAAGAGAACUGUCAUUCUGUUAUUAAAUUCGCUGCAGCCGGACACUCUUAUGAGAUCAAUAUGCAAGAUAUGAUGCAGUACAACAAAGAAAUGAACACCACAAUGCGAGUAAGGAGGAGACCCAUGUUCCUCUCAGCAGAUGAUGUCCAAAAAAUCAUAGCAAGGGAAAUGGAAUCCAAGGAUCACCAAGCUGUUCCAUGUGACCCGGGUCAAGCCAAUACAACUGCAGCUGGAUUGGAGAGAAUCCUCCUAAACAGCCAUUCUGAGGAACACAAGAAGGUCCUCAAGCACUUUUAUGAGACAAUGUCCGAGUUUAAAGUGAAGAGCAUUGAGAAGGUGCUGAACAAGGACUUAUGGGAAGCUUUUCAAAGGUAUGUAAAUGUCAUGAAGGAGAAAGAUAAAGGCAAGGAGAAUGAAAAACGUCUCUUCCACGGCACUCGGUCCGAGCACGUGGAUACCAUCUGCAAGCAGAACAUUGACUGGAAGAUUUCUGCACGUAUUUCAACACCGUAUGGUAAAGGAAGUUAUUUCACCAAAGAUGCCAAAUCUUCUCAUGACUUCACCGACACAUCUGGAACUCGGUGCAUGUUCCUGUGCCGGGUCUGCGUUGGAGAAUAUACCAACGGGAAUCCCAGUUAUAGUCACCCUCCUCUAAAAGAUGGGAAAAAUGGCAUCUAUUAUGACAGUUGUGUAAAUAAUAUGAACAACCCAUCUGUAUUUGUUGUGUUUGAGAAGCCCCAGGUGUACCCCGAGUUCCUUAUUCGGUAUGAACCAGGAGCACGAAUUGGUCCUCCACUACACACUUCCCUGAUCAAUCAGGCUCGUUUCAGUGCUCCGUCUCAAUCCAGUCAACUUUCGAACAAAUAUUAUAGUCCACAGUUUCGUUACAAUUACAACGCUUUGACCUCUGCCCCGAUCGCUGCCUCGCUGAUGGCUCCAGUUUUCCAUUUCCCUAAUUCUCGGUUCCGUUCUCCGUUUUUCCCUCAUCCAAACCGCGUGAGCCAGUUUCCGUUUUCUCCCUACUAUAGGCCUUUCUUAGCCAGGAAUUUUACCGUUGGCAAUCCAACAAGGCCACAAAAGCGACAAGGAGGAUUUGGACCUCUGUGUCCAGCAGAGAACUUCGUAGCUCAGGUCAGAGCCCCGGCAUCGGUUCGAAUGCCCACCGCAAGACACCACGGUUCAAAUUUCACGAAAUCAAAUAGUGGAUUUAGUCCGGGUUCUGCUUUUACCGGUACUUCAGCCCAACCUGAUUAUCCAAAAUCAGUUAGAAGUGACAAUCCCAGAGCAAAACGAGCUUCUAGAUUUAAUUCAAGAGCUUGGAGUACUCCUGAGGUACGAAGCAUGAGACCUGAAGGUAAGAGCUUCAACAGAUUUGAUAUACAAAGUACUAACCCUGAGAGUCAGACUUCCAGAAGCUCUACCACACUAAGUGCUAAACCAGAAAGUAAGACUUCCAGAAGCUCUGCGGCACAAAGCACCAAACCUGAAGGUAAGAGCUUCAAGAGCUCUGCUACACAAAGUACUAAACCUGCAGGUAAGACCUCCAGAAGCUCUGAGGCACAAAGCACCAAACCUGCAGGCAUGAACUCAAGGAGCUCAGCUUCACAAAGCACCAAACCUGCAGGAACGGGCUCCAAAAACGCUAGAGGAAGGCACUAGUGCUUGUCAGAAUACGAUCCUUUACGUAUCAGAAGCUGUUCUGAAUUUUGAUCUAAAUCUUUUAGUUUUUCAGGUGCCUCGUUAUAAUACUAGCACCUACCAAAAGUGCUCCAUACAGCACCGCUUCUACGCAUAGGCAAACUAGGCGCAAAAAACAGCCGGUGGGGGCGCUAGAGUGCAAAAUUAUUUACCUGCCAAUUUGCCAAUCGUUAUUAUCACUUACAAGAUUUGUAUGGUGUGGGAGUGGAGCAGUGUGGUUGGAGGGCGGAGCCAUUGGGGCUGUGUGUGUGUGUGUGUGUGUGUGUGUGUGUGUGUGCGUGAUUCUGGUGAUCUUUGGAUGCUUUUCAGAAGGUCAGAGGUUCAGAUCCAGCACAUGUACAGUCUUCGGUCAUGUAUAAAUUCUGUACCACAAAUUCCCAAUAAAUGGAGCGAAAUUUCCUGAAAAAAGCUCGGAGGUACACAAGACCCGAUUCACAGCCAGGAAAUUGAUUAGUUCUGAUUUCUAUCCAGCUGUGCACUAAACCCCUGUGUACACUUGGGGCUUAUUAAUAAUGCAGUUGAGCAAAUUGUGUUGUCACUACAGACAGAGGGUGGAUUCCUCCAUUAUCUUGCUCAAAUGUGUCUCCAUUGUUGUGUAGCAGUGUUGCUUUAUAUUGAGAAUAAUCCAAAAAAUAAAUGAUUCCUCCACUA